UGUUUGCGUCGAGAGCAACCGUGCACAGCAAGACCAUCGGGAGCGCACGGGACGGCUGUCGAGCGGGGCGGGGGCAAGGGGGUCGAUUAUAACAGACGGGCGGGGAGAGCGAGGGGGGGGGCAGAGCUACGCAGAGCUACGCAGAGCAGAUAUAGAGAUAGUCGCAGCGUCGCAGGCCGCAGCAGCAGCUCAGCUGUCUGUGUGUUUGUAUGUACAUACAUCGUAGUAGCACGCAUAGGAAAUGUCCAGUGGUCAUGGCAGGCUGUCAGAUGCGAGGAUUGUGAGGUGAGGCGCGCAGGAGAUGUCCUGGCCAUAACAAUAAUAGUACGCAGCAGCUCGAGACGGCACGAUUACGGCUGCUGAAGCUCGCAGGCUUGGACGACGGGAUCAGCGUUCGCAGACGGACCGACGAGCCAAACAAAGAGCCAUUCGAUUUUUCCUCAUCCACUAGCUGGCUCCGGGCUAGGCGCAGGUACACGUACUCCGAGUCAGCUGAUGACAUGAUAAUCGCUGGAUGAGUCUUACCAUCGCCGUCGCCGCAACCGCGUAUCGCAUCAGGGGAAAGUCAAAGUCAUCCACAUCGAAAGUCAGCCAGCACAACAGCGGCGGCCAUGGGCAACUGCCUGAAUUGCGUCGGAGCCGGACAGCAGGACAACGCGAACCUCCUGAGCAACGGCUCCGACUCCGCUCUCGGCAUCGGAGCCUCUCACGACACUCUCACCAGCAGGCCUUCUCUGCCUUACAAUGAAAUGGCAGGCAAUUAUUACCCACCAGCCCCCAUGAGAGAGCGGCACCUACAAUCCACAGAAAUGGGCAUUAGUCGAGGCAUUGGAAUCGGAGUCGGCCUGGGUGGAACUGGUGGUGGACCAAUUAUCAACGAAGAAGAACAGCAGGUCAGGAUGGCCAAACGUAUCGGACUGAUUCAGCACUUGCCCACCAGAAAAUUUGAUGGUGCUAAGAAAGGCGAGUGCGUCAUUUGCAUGAUGGAGCUGGUGACUGGUGAAGAAGUGCGUUAUUUACCGUGUAUGCACACCUAUCAUGCUCUAUGCAUUGAUGACUGGUUGUUGCGAUCCCUCACUUGCCCUACUUGUAUGGAACCGGUGGAUGCAGCCCUUAUUAAUUCUUAUCAUCCAACCACUUAAUAUCAAAUAGUGUCAGCUGUCCUAAUGGAGUAGCUAGUGAAUCUUUAAAUUAGACUUCACAAAUCGUACACCGCUGCUGCAGGUUUUUACUUUGUCUGAAAAACAGUUUACCUACAUGGUUAAUUACAUUAUUUUGUUGCCACUGUUGUGUGUAAAAUUACACACAACAGUGCAAUGGUCAUCAAGAGAAGGAGUGUGUAAAAACUACUUGCUUCUUCUUCAAAGUUGAUUAUUUUACUGAUAUUAAUACUGCUGCUGCCAACAACAAGGAACAAUCGAUAUCAUCUUGAUAAUCACUUUGGAAAUAAUAUUUGAUUUUUCAGAAAUUAUUUUAUUUUAAAAAUAAAAAGCACAGCAUUGGUCAAUUUCGAUCUUAUUCCCUCUUGAUGAUACCAAGUUUUAUAAUAAACUGUUGACAACACGAUUAUUAUUUUAAAAUCGAAAUAAGUUAGACCCUAACAAAAUAAUCAAGCCCUGCACAAAACAGAAAAAUACAAAAACUUGCAAUAAACGUUUGAAUCGUAUCUGGAAAACACAAGUUAAAAGAUAUAACGAAUUACGAGUUAGAAGAGGCUUUUUAAAAACUUUUUUUGCAAUGAAAUGUUUGCCAGAACGAGAUGAAAUUAUGAUUGUAAAACGUAAAACGCAUAUUUACUCGCAUUAUUUACCUUUUGUAAAUGAUACGUGUAAGCAUAUUAACUACUCUGCAGUACAACAGUGUUGCAUGUACUUCCAAAAUCAGCCGCAACAACAUGAUUGGUAAAGUGCUAUUUGUCAAUUUUCAUUUCAUUAGUUGGAGAUUAGUGGGUGAAAAAUUUGAGCUUAAUGAAGUAUCUUAAUACUUGUUGCAAACAUUUGGUUAAUCAAAUUUAUCUGAUUCUGAUUUAAAUAUACAGAAGUUGUACUUUUGAUUGAUGAAAGUCGGUUAGAGGUUUCUCAUGUACAAGCCAAAAUGUUAUUUAGAAAAAAAAAAUAAUAAAAACGAAACUAACAUGUAUAAUAUAAAAAAAUAAACUUACUUAGAACAUACAUAACUGAAGGAGAUGUGUGGGUACGAUCUAAGUCUAAGUAAUACAUAGUCGAAUGCGAACAAUUAUUUUGAAUGCAUAUAUAGCAAAGCUUUAUAAAGCUAUGAGAAGUAAAAACAUAGGUAUUUGGAUGCAGAAAUUCUCAUCAGUCUGUAUGUGACAUUGAAUGUUGCAAUGUGAUCACAAUUAUUUCAGUGAAAAUUUUGCACAGAAUUAUAAAUAUUAUACAUACAAAUAUAUAAGAGUUUAAUAUUUUGCAAUGGCUUGAUUUCCAUGUAAUAAACAUACACACAGUAUAUACAUAAGCGCGUGUAUGUGUAUAUAAAAGACAAGUAUGAAUACUACGUUUUCUUUUUAAAUAUAUAUUGGGAAGAAUGGAGCUGUGACAUAGUGAUUUAUUGACGAAACAUAUAUAAAUACACAGUUAGUGAUUAAUAAAAUUGUAUUUAGUAACA
Messenger RNA from Nasonia vitripennis (jewel wasp), 2625 nucleotides. It is a transcript of the gene Rnf11, whose product is annotated as RING finger protein 11. The coding region runs from base 612 to 1142 and encodes 176 amino acids. Lineage: Eukaryota; Metazoa; Arthropoda; Insecta; Hymenoptera; Pteromalidae. The record is from RefSeq and is a predicted model, not a curated record. The transcript has 2 exons.